Alternaria arborescens is the source of this 435-nucleotide messenger RNA. RefSeq lists its product as hypothetical. The transcript is spliced from 2 exons. Lineage: Eukaryota; Fungi; Ascomycota; Dothideomycetes; Pleosporales; Pleosporaceae. Bases 1 to 435 code for a protein of 144 amino acids. The record is from RefSeq and is a predicted model, not a curated record.
AUGUCGCACAUUCGCUCCUUCUUCGCUGAGUUCGCUCUUUCCACCUCCACUCUUGGAAGCGGCAGAUACCGACGAACCGCCACAGGUCCAACAGCCCUAAAUACCGCAGACCAAAUGUCACUCUCGGCGCUGGCUGCCGGCGCUACAUUCGACGGCGACCUCGGUGUCGAGUCCUGGUGGCGCUUGCGCAACUUCCCCAAGUCCAACGGUGCACGGGCCGCCUUUAUCUCCAAGCCACCAGUACUGUUGCGGCAUGUGCGCGCAAGACAUGCCACCAACCCCACGCCCGAGGCUUCCAACGUCCCCAACCAUCCUUUCAAUAACCCACAUCGCAAUCUUCAGAUGCUCCUUGCUGCAUUGCUUGACAUUUCGAGCUUCUGUAUCGUGACUACGACCGGCACGACUUCGGACUCGACCUUUCACAACACCCGUUGA